This is a messenger RNA of Bursaphelenchus xylophilus (pine wood nematode), 270 nucleotides long. The record is from the annotation of a GenBank genome assembly. NCBI's taxonomy places the organism in Eukaryota, Metazoa, Nematoda, Chromadorea, Rhabditida, Aphelenchoididae.
AUGGAAUUCACUUUGGUAGGUAAGGAUUCUAUUUUUUUUAUUGUUUUAGGCAUCAAACCACUACGCAAAUUAUGGCUGCUCAGGAGUCUUGACCGUUCGUUCCGACGGCUUUCACGCGUUUUCGGUGUAAUUCAUCUAGGUAAGAAAGUGCUUAAAUUUCAUUAUGUUAUUUUAGACAUCAAACGAAUGGCUCUGGCUGCGCAAAUACUGGCUUUUCGACCCGUUUCUCAAAAGGAAUCUGCUCAUCGUGGAAGUGGAUGGCUCGAUUAG